AUGUUUUUGUUUUCACCGUCACCAACCAAAUAUCAUGAAUUAAUUCCAACUUCCUUUCCAACAGACGAAGACUUUGAGGAGUUUGGGCUUUUCCAACUGAGCACCUCCGGAUGGGCCAGUCUUCCGUUCAUCAGAACUGAAGGAUUCACCAAAAGUGAGGAGGCAUUUGAGGAAGAUGAAAAUUUGGAAGAUCUUUCGGACGAAGAAAGGGAACUUCGUUUCAUGGGAAUUGUUCCGAAGAAACGUUUCAGCUUCAGAGAUAUCUCGGCAGCCAUCAGAAACGCAGGUACCAAACUUGCAAAGGCUGCCCAUAUUAGAAAAGAUUCAAAAGUCGAAAACUCGACCGCCAAGCACGGCCUCAAGUACCACCUCAAGCGGGUAUUCACCCACCCCAAAAAGGAGACCCGGAUUCUCAAGGAAAAGCUCAAGGCCAAGGCUUUUGGGUUUUCUGAGAGACGAACAACCAAAGCCUGUUUUCCCCCAGCAGGCACUGGAUAUGUUUCAAAGCCCAGAAACAAACAAAAGGUAUUGGAUAUCCACGCUGAAAAGAUCGAAACCAUCGGUUCCAAUUUCGAAGGAUGCUGGAAGGAAAUCAGGAUCCUAACAGCCAAGGGUCCUGAAAAGCCUCCCUACUUCAAGAAACUCGACACUUUUCUUGAAACCGAACUCAACUCUUCCUCAACAAAGUGGGACACUGUUCGUCUGACUGUGGGCUCGUUUGCCCAAAAGUUCGGCCAGUCCGAUGACGAUCUUUGUGCCAAUUUCCACAGAAUGCUCAAAUUCUUGAGUCGCCGGAAACAGCUGAUUGAAAUGGGCGGACUGGUGGCCUCCCUGGCCGGAACCUUGUUGCAGGAUACCUUGAAGUAUCUUGAUGAAUGCCAGAACACCCACAGGGAGAAGCUUGUUGUUGUGGGUGGAAAACACAUAUUCUUGAGGAAUCAGAUUACUCAGAUUUAUUUAGAGCUUCUGGCUCUAGCACGUCGUCAUGCUGCAUUUCGGAAGAGGGUAAUUCUGAGAAUCAGCGCCGGUCAUUCCUUCGAUGCAGCCUCCACAAAGAAGCUAGAGACACAAUUGAAGCAGGUUAAUCACAUGGGCAGUCUUAUUCUGUCGUGUGACCUGGAUGUGACUACUCUUUACAACCAGACUUGUCGAAGGAUUCAGAUUCUUCGGGACGUCAACACCCAGAUGGAUGCGUUCUACCGUUGUUUCAACGAGCAUCAGAAGUACUUCUCCCAAAAGCUCAAUUACGAGUGUCCUGAACCAAAGGGCACAUACGACUUUGCAUUCUACAGUGCUGCUGUUGAAAGCCACUACGAGCACUUUGCGACCUCGAUCGAGUCGACGCAGAGGCUCCACAGCUUGCUUCUCCUGGAGGUGCGGGAUCUUUGUUCGAUUCUCGCCCUGGAAUAG
Messenger RNA from Candidozyma duobushaemuli, 1410 nucleotides. RefSeq lists its product as uncharacterized. Bases 1 to 1410 code for a protein of 469 amino acids. Lineage: Eukaryota; Fungi; Ascomycota; Pichiomycetes; Serinales; Metschnikowiaceae. The record is from RefSeq and is a predicted model, not a curated record. The transcript is spliced from 3 exons.